CAGUGGUCUGGUGCGCACCUGUGUGUGGCGCUCCCUGUGUCUGGCACCCGGCACGUUUUGGCACCCAUUACACCCGCCUGACACGUGUUGGUAUUGGUCAAACCCACCUGACACGUGUUGGCACUGGUCAAACCCACCUGACACGUGUUGGCACUGGUCAAACCCACCUGACACGUGUUGGCACUGGUCAAACCCACCUGACACGUGUUGGCAAUGGUCAAACCCACUUGACACGUGUUGGCACUGAUCAAACCCACUUGACACGUUCGCACUGAAUGCAUCCACUUGACACGUGUUGGCACUGGUCAAACCCACCUGACAAGUGUUGGCACUGGUCAAACCCACCUGACACGUGUUGGCACUGGUCAAACCCACCUGACACGUGUUGGCACUGGUCAAACCCACCUGACACGUGUUGGCACUCGCCACACCCACCUGACACGUGUUUAAACCCGCUGUACCAAACUGACACGUGUUGACACUGCAUCCUCCUGUCACGUGUUGGCACUGCAUCCUCCUGUCACGUGUUGGCACUGCAUCCUCCUGUCACGUGUUGGCACUGGUCAAACUCACUUGACGCGUGUUGGCACUGGUCAAACUCACUUGACACAUUGGCACUGGUCAAACUCACUUGACACGUGUUGGCACUGGUCAAACUCACUUGACACAUUGGCACUGGUCAAACUCACUUGACACGUGUUGACACUGGUCAAACUCACUUGACACAUUGGCACUGGUCAAACCCACUUGACACGUGUUGGCACUGGUCAAACCCACUUGACACGUGUUGGCACUGGUCAAACCCACUUGACACGUGUUGGCACUGGUCAAACCCACUUGACACGUGUUGGCACUGGUCAAACCCACUUAACGUGUUGACACUGCAUCCUCCUGUCACGUGUUGGCACUGGCCACGCCCACCUGUCACGUGCUUAGAUAUUGGCACUGCCACCGUCCACAACGCCGGUGGGUAAAGCAGUAACAACUUGUGCCCUCCAAUGUUAAGUGCCUCGACCUCCACUCCUGCUGCCCCGGGCACUCUAGUGAUCAUCCAGACUGUUGUAGCUGGCAUGACCCUCGUGUGGGAAGCAGCAGCGAGUGCCUCACCGCCCGUGUGAAGCCCCUGGAGCUGUGAGGCGCUGACCCCCGCCCCUGAGGGAGGAAGGGUCACGUUGAUCUCCGCAAUAACCAACAGGAAGUCGUCGAGGAACCCCGAACCAGGGUCGUGAUCCGGCGCACCGCCCCCCGGACGUGCCCCCAGGACGUGCCCCCAGGACGUGCCCCCCGGACGUGCCCCCAGGAUGCACCAGACGCCAGUGCCCACGGCUGUGUGGCAGCGCAGGACCAACAAGAUCAUCGCUGCAGGCAUCACCGUCAUCGGGCUGACCAUGAUGCUCUCGCUCAUACCUCAGUGCAUCUACAUCGGCAUCGCCUUCGUCACCUGCGCCCUCAUAUGGCUGGGAUGGAUGACGAUGAAGGAGAGGAAUAUGGAGCCUCCCAGACCUGAGAGUGAGCACCCAGCCUCCCCCGUCCUCUUCCUUGUGGCUUCCCAUCACCUCCACCAGACCUCAAGAGGUCCAACCUUGCCAGAUCCCGAAGAUAAACCUCCAACCUAUGACCAGAUUGUAAAACUCGAUGGACUUCCUCCAGACUAUUAUUCCAUCCUGACUGAGAAACCUCCUAGAUAUGAAGAGUUAAGUCCAACAUUGGGAUGGGGUGCAUGCGCAUUACCUGCAAAGUUUUACACAACUGAACAUCCUUGCGUUCACACAUCAACAGUUGGCUCGACUGGGUCCAUUGAGGUUGUUCUUCACGGAGAGUCUACGUCCUCAUUUCUUCACGAGUCUCCCUCGUGGUCAUCUCAAUCUGGUCUUUCACCUGCUAAUAAUGGUGUCCAAAGUCCAAGUUUUGCUAGUGACAACCCAAGUUUUCAACUUGUUUUAGAGGAUAUUGAUGCAAAGGAAAGCUUGUCAUUAGCAAUGUCCCAGGAAAAUGAUUCAACUCAAGAAGAGAGAAUAGAAAUGGAAAAAGAUGAUGAUAGCAAAGUUCCUACAGAUCAUAGUAGUGUUUAAGCUUUUUACCACAGUUUUAGUAAUAUUUUGCCCACAUUUGAAACUGCUGGCUAUGAAGCUGUCCUUUUGGACAAUAAAGACAUCAUAUCCAUACUGAAUUUUGUUCAGUAUGAAAUAUGGGGGAGGGGGGGUUCUCUUGUUAUUUGUUUGACUAUUCUUGAUAUACAAUACUCUGAUUCAGCCCAGAGUGGAAAUCUAGAAUGGUGCUUCUAAUACGCUUACAUGCCUGUAAAGUUAAUCUUACAUAUGGUGCGUUUUAUUGUCAUGUUGACAAGUGAUGCUGAUACGUCCAGAACUGUUACUUAUGUUAAAUGUCGGUAAGUUCAGUCAGUUUGUUACUUAUGUUAAAAAUAUGUGAUCAUAUUUUUCACUUUUCUGAUGACUAAGGGUUUGAGAAAUGCUGACAGUGGCAUUAUUUGUUCGGUAAGGGUAGACUGGCAUCGUACAAUAAUGUGUAGAUUAUUUAUGAAGAAUGGACAAUGCCAAUGGUGUGUGGAGAGAGGUGGAGUGCCUGCAGGUGCCAAGGCUGCUAAACCUACUUACUCAGGUACUGCAGAUUCUUUCACAAGAUGUUGUUCAGAUACAUUUUGUAUUAUGUAAUAUGCUUUGACUUGAAUUCCCCAGUUGUAGAGGUACUUAUACAGAAGAAAAUACAUUUUUCUGACUUCUUACUGCAGCAUGACGAGUAUAAUAUUUAUACUCGUGAUGAAUAUAUGUACACACAAUUUGUGUGGUAUUUCUUGUACUGUAUUCUUUCUGAAAGUAAUCUAAAUUUGUUAAAAAUUAAGUUACUGGUUCCCAGCAAGAGGGAAUUGCCUUCACUUUUAAGGUAGAAUUUGUAUCACAUAUAUAGUACAUUUAGUACUAUGAAUGCACAAGAGCAUCUUUUGCUUUUUUUUUCAUCUCUAGAAGCUAAAGUAAAUUGAUCUUCAAUUUUUAGGCAAAAAGUUAGGAUUUAAGGCACUCAUUUCCUAGCUCAAGCUGCUGUACCUAGUGACAGCACGUCACAGAUUCUGCAGUAUGGUGCUGUACCUAGUGACAGCACAACUCAUAUUCUGCAGUACAGUGCUGUACCUAGUGACAGCACAGCUCAUAUUCUGCAGUACAGUGCUGUACCUAGUGACAGCACAACUCAUAUUCUGCAGUACAGUGCUGUACCUAGUGACAGCACAGCUCAUAUUCUGCAGUACGGUGCUGUACCUAGUGACAGCACAGCUCAUAUUCUGCAGUACGGUGCUGUACCUAGUGACAGCACAGCUCAUAUUCUGCAGUACGGUGCUGUACCUAGUGACAGCACAGCUCAUAUUCUGCAGUACGGUGCUGUACCUAGUGACAGCACGGCUCAUAUUCUGAAGUGCGAUGCUGUACCUAGUGACAGCACAGCUCGUAUUCUGCAGUAAAUUAUGCUGGUCAACACCCCUAACCAGUGUAAUCAUAAUCCACAGAGAGGCUCUAACAUUCUCUUAAAAAAUGAUUUAAUCCAAACCCCUGAGCUAUUGUAGUAUUUUAUAGCUGUAAGUAGCCAUCGCUAGACUUAUAUCUGCAUUAUCUAUUUAUCUUGCCCUGUGUUUUUCUCAACACAACCAAACCAAAGAUUCCAUAACAUGUCUUCAGUUGGAUUUAUUCUUUAAGGUUAACUAGAAUGUACGGAAUGUCGUAAGAUGUUGAUUGUGCACGUUAAUUGAUUUUUGAUUGAUUGCUAGUCUUAAGGGCUAGCAAAUUCAAAAUUUAGUAAGAGGAAGCUAAAUCUUAUGAUUUCAGUGUUGGAUGCAAUAAGUGAAUUCUGUAUAACAUGAAACCCCUUCAAUGAGCAUGUGUAUGUGUGGUCCUACCAUUUCUUGUGUACUUACAUGUGAUAUGGCAUAUUUUUAUAGGUCCUUUAUACAUUAAAAAUACAUAAAUUAAAA
Procambarus clarkii (red swamp crayfish) is the source of this 3979-nucleotide messenger RNA. RefSeq lists its product as uncharacterized. Lineage: Eukaryota; Metazoa; Arthropoda; Malacostraca; Decapoda; Cambaridae. The record is from RefSeq and is a predicted model, not a curated record.